AUGAAGUUCCAAUCUACUUCCAGGGUGCUGGCAAUUCUCCCAAUCCUACUCCCGCUCAUAAAUGCCGCGCCGGCUCGCAGGGCUGAUGCCUCGACGAACAAUCCUGGCCUGAGAGGCUCCGAAGCAUUGGUCGGGUACUCGUCUACUGAGAAGAUCGCCACUGGGUCAGCACCAGAUAUCAAGUAUUCCCUCCUGCCGGGGCAGAAAAAUGACCCAGACAUUGGAACAUACUUGGACUUCGAGAAUGUUGAGAACCCUCAGCCGAUUCGAGGUACCACCGGCUCUGAUGACCCUGGUCCACGCAAUUACUACUAUGACCGUAUCAACAGUGACAAGCUGGCACCCCCCGGCACUGACAAUGGCCAAACAAUCAAUGCGCAGUGGCCUCUUGGCCUGAGCCAUAACCGACUGGGAAUCGACAAUGCUGGCUGGGCUCGUCAAGAGAACACGGUAGUGAUGCCAGAUGCUACGGAGAUGGCCGGUGUGGACAUGCGACUGGAACCUGGAGCCUAUCGGGAGCUUCAUUGGCAUGUUGCUUCUGAGUGGUCUAUUAUCCUGAACGGUUCAUGCCGCAUUCAGGCUGUUAACGAGAACGGAGAAACUUUCGUUGACGACUUGACUGCGGGAGAUAUAUGGUUCUUUCCACCUGGCAUUCCUCAUUCUAUCCAAGCGCUCGAUGUAGGCGUUGAAUUUCUACUCGUGUUUGACCAAGGUGACUUCGACGAAGAUAAUACUUUCCUUGCCACCGAAGUCUUCCUUCACAGUCCGAAAGAAGUUCUAGCAAAGAACCUUGGGGUCACUGUCUCGGCCUUCGACGACAUCCCAGAUGAUGAGCUGUAUAUCUUCAAGGGAACUGCAGCCCCGGCCAAUAUUGAGGAGCAGAACGUUACAACAUCCUCGGGCGUUAUUCCUCGAACUCAAAGCUACUCUUACCAUGCCUCGGAACAGCCCGCCCACGAGGUCGCGGGCGGAUCGGUCAAGAUUGUGGACCCCCUCACAUUCCCGGUCGCCAGUAACUUCUCAUCGGCGAUUGUGACAGUAAAUCCGGGAGGAAUGCGAGAAAUUCAUUGGCAUCCAUCGAGCGAUGAGUGGACAUUCUUCGUCAAGGGACAAGGUCGCGCAACGCUCUUCACUGCUCCUAACACGGCAAACACCUUUGAUUACCGAGCUGGUGACAUCGCUUAUUUCCCAAAGUCCAACAGCCACUACAUCGAAAACACUGGUGACGAAGAAUUAAUGUUUGUGGAGGUACUACAAGCUCCGGAGUUCACAGAUAUGGCCCUUGGCCAAUGGAUUGCCUCUACGCCAAGGCAAAUCGUAAAAGACACCUUGAACCUGAGUGACAGCACUCUGAGUCAGCUGAAGACAGAAAAGCAGUAUAUUGUUGCCGGCUCUACGAGCGACUGA
This is a messenger RNA of Penicillium macrosclerotiorum, 1407 nucleotides long. RefSeq names its product putative oxalate decarboxylase. The record is from RefSeq and is a predicted model, not a curated record. The transcript is spliced from 8 exons. Lineage: Eukaryota; Fungi; Ascomycota; Eurotiomycetes; Eurotiales; Aspergillaceae. The coding region runs from base 1 to 1407 and encodes 468 amino acids. Gene Ontology annotation, biological process: oxalate metabolic process.